Molecule: messenger RNA, 1607 nt
Organism: Pomacea canaliculata
Lineage: Eukaryota; Metazoa; Mollusca; Gastropoda; Architaenioglossa; Ampullariidae
Product: ovalbumin-related protein X-like
Exons: 7
Coding region: 318-1535 (405 amino acids)
Molecular function (GO): serine-type endopeptidase inhibitor activity
Source: RefSeq, a predicted model, not a curated record
ACAAGCCUGUUAAAAAUUUCAGUGUGAGAACCAAUAAUACAAAUUCUGCGAAUGCGUUGUUAGCGAUAUGAAUAUUGUCUUUCUAACUUAUCAGAUGUUUAUGAGAUAAAGCAAUAAUGAGAAAACACAGCAAGAAACAGUCCUCUGCGUUCUUGUGUUUGCGGCGUCAACAUGGACCUUGAGCGCCGUCUGUCCUUUCCCAGGUUAUCGCGGGCUGUCCAUGACACCGGCCUGUGGCUGCCUCUAUAUAACCUUGGCAGCCGACCCCCUCAUCAUCAACAGUUGACCUCCAGUCAUACUGUCAAGCUUCCUACAUCAUGGCGAAACUCUUUGGCAUCUUCGUGCUGGCCUGUCUGUUAACUCUAGGUGACUGUCAUCUCAGUGUGCGUCAAGCAUCAUCGUCUCUGGCGCACUCGUCUGGUGACUUCGGCACCAAGCUGUACAAGAAACUCGUGGCCGACAACAAAGACAACGUGGUGUUCUCCCCCAUCACCGUGUACACUGCGUUGUGCAUGACGCUGCUGGCGGCCAAAGGCGACACCAAGCUGCAGCUGCAGAAGGCCUUGGACAUCAAGCCCGAUCAGAAUAUUCACAGUGAGCUGCGUGAUGUGCUGACUUCCGUCCUGAGCCCUGACCAGAACAGUGACGUCAAGACACGUCUGGCCAACGCCAUCUACUACGAUCCAGCCAAGAUCACCAUCGGUGACAGUUUUAGGGACGACAUAAUAAACUACUACGGAUUAAAUGCCCUCAAGCGUCUUCAGCAACAAAAUCGAGAGAGAGACAUCAACGCUUGGGUAAACGACAUUACCAGUGGCGCCAUCACCAAGCUGGUGGAACAAGGGGAGAUUAGUUCGGAUAAAGCGAUUCUUCUUCUGAAUGCUAUCUUUUUCGAGGGUUCGUGGGAGGCUAUGUUCCCUGCGGAGCUGACGAGAGACAUGGACUUCCAGAAGUCAGAAGGUGACAAAAGGAAGGUGCGCACGAUGCACCAGGAAAACUUCUUUGCAGUCAAGCGCGUGGAGGAUGAAAAGGUGCGGGUGCUGGAGCUGCCCUACAAGGGCAACCGCUUCAGUCUCUACGUCAUCCUGCCGGACACCAAGGAGGGUCUGCAACACCUGGAGGGUCAUCUCGAUGGCCAGGUUCUGGACAAGAUCGUCAACUCCAUGCCCCAGCCCCGCCUACACAAAGUGUACCUGCCCAAAAUGGAGCUAAGCUACCGAAAGAAGCUGGACGACAAGCUGUUUGACAUGGGGUUGGACAAACUCUUUGACAACCGUGCUGACUUGUCAGGCAUGCAGCGUGAAGGGGAGAUCAAACGUGACCUGUACAUCAACGGAGUUCACCACAAGGCCAAGAUUGAGGUGACUGAGAGCGGAACCAGGGCAGCACCUGUGACAGAAAUCAAAGAUUCCCGCAACUUUGCCCUUCCUGAAUUCAAGGCCGAUCGACCAUUCAUGUUUGUCCUGCGAGAGAAGAAGAACGACAUCAACGUCCUCAUUGGUCGUUUCAAGGGCCCCGCGGCGAGGGAAGAGUAAUGCGAGCUGCAGACACGUCAGUCGCUUCCAAGUCUUUGUCAGUGUUAUUUUGAAGUCUAAUAAACUACUGCG